AAUUCACCACACCCCAUCUUCAUAAAACCCACAGAAUUCACCAUCUUUUUUUUGUUGCUGAUAUAUUUUUAUUAUAAUUUCAGCUGUAAUAGAGAAGAGAGGUGACUCCUCUUUUUUCCUUUUUUUUUAGUUCUUUCAGAAAAGAAAGAAAGAUGCUUGGUGGUCUAAUGACUACUACUUCAGCAGGUGGUGGAGGUGCGGCCAGUAUUUCAGCACCACCACCACCACCACCACCACAAGAAGCUCCGGAAAGUGGCGGAAGUAGUGAAGGUGGCGGUGGUGGUGAUGUGGCAGCUGCAGGUGGCUUUAGUGAAGAAGGAGAAAGAAAUUCAGGUGGAAACCGAUGGCCAAGACAAGAAACUUUAGCUUUACUGAGAAUUAGGUCGGAGAUGGAUGUUGUUUUCAGGGAUUCAAGUCUAAAAGGACCCUUGUGGGAAGAAGUCUCCAGGAAAUUGGCUGACCUUGGUUAUCAUAGAAGUGGCAAGAAAUGUAAAGAGAAAUUCGAGAAUGUUUACAAGUAUCACAGGAGAACUAAAGAUGGUCGUGCUUCUAAAGCAGAUGGCAAAACUUAUCGCUUCUUUGAUCAGUUAGCCGCUUUCGAAAACACUCCAUCUCACACUUGUUUACCACCACCACCACCUCCAUUGGCAGCUACUCCAUUAACAAUGGCAAUGCCAAUGCCAGUGCGACGACCAAAUUCUUCUGCAAAUCCUCCAAUUCCAAUGUCACAAAACACAUUCACUGUAUCUCAGAAUAACGCAGCAGCACCCACUGUUAAUCAUCCCUUGAACGCGUCCUCGCUGCCACCAACACAGCCGAUAAUUACAACAGUGAACCAGAUAAAUCGGCCUCAAGGUAACACCAGCAGCUUGCUGUCAAAUUCGACAUCUUCUUCAUCAACUUCGUCAGAUGAGGAUAUACAAAAGCGGCACGGGAAGAAGAGGAAAUGGAAGGAUUUCUUCGAGAGGUUGACGAAGGAUGUCAUUGAAAAGCAAGAGGAAUUGCAAAACAACUUCUUGGAAACACUUGAGAAGCGGGAGAGGGAAAGGAUGGUCAGAGAGGAGACUUGGAGAGUACAAGAGAUGACCAGAAUGAAUCGCGAACAUGAUCUUUUAGUCCAAGAAAGAUCAAUGGCAGCCGCCAAAGAUGCAACCAUCAUUGCCUUCUUGCAAAAAAUUACCGAACAGAAAAACACACCAAUCCCGAAUAUUACUAAUGCUUCUCUAGCUCAAAUACAGUUUCAAUUGUCCGAAAAGUCCCCGAGUGUGCCACCACAUUCCCAGCCACAAAAACAAACACAACAACCACCAGCACCACCAACAACAAUACCAGCACCAGCGACAACACCAGCACCAGCUACUGCGGUAUCACUACCGAUGGCAAUACAUGCCCAAGUACAAACACAAGCACCGUCAUUACCCUUUGAAGCGCCAAAAACUGAUAAUGGUGGCGAGAAUUUGAGUCCAGCAAGCUCUUCAAGAUGGCCAAAAGAAGAAAUUGAAGCUUUGAUUAGGCUUCGGACUAGCCUAGAUCUGAAGUACCAAGAUAAUGGACCAAAAGGGCCACUGUGGGAGGAAAUUUCAGCUGGUAUGCGAAAACUUGGAUACAACAGAAAUGCCAAGAGAUGCAAAGAGAAAUGGGAGAACAUCAACAAGUACUUCAAGAAGGUUAAGGAAAGCAACAAGAAAAGACCAGAAGAUUCCAAAACAUGCCCAUAUUUCCACCAGCUGGAGGCAUUGUACAAGGAAAAAGCCAAGAACGAAGUUGUACCAAAUACUGGCACCGGGUUUGGAUUAAAACCCGAAAACAAUAACCCAAUGGUUCCCAUUAUGGCUGAGCCGGAGCAACAAUGGCCAUUUCCUUCAAAUCAACCACAGCAGCAGCAACAACAACAACAACAAGGAAUCAUGAGUAAUAUUAUUCAAGAUCACGAUAAUGAAAGCGACAGCAUGGAAGAAGAUGAUUACGACGAUGAUGAAGAUGAAGGAAAUGCUUAUGAGAUAGUGACAAACAAACAACCAUCAUCAAUGGCGGCUGCCACGGCCACUGCUGCUACUACUGCAGUUUGAAUAAUUACGAAAACAAGAAAGGAUAACAAAUAUAGAGAGAGAGAGAGAGAAAAGCAGCAGUAGUAUUAUGGAGUUAAAAAAUGUUGGCAAGUGACUGUGCAUUGGGAAUGGUAAGUGGGUCAACAGAUUUUGCAGAAAUUUGGCGUAUUUAGAAAUUGCUGUUGGCGAGAGAAGACGGUGGCUGCAGUGAAAAUAUCAUCUGGAAAUGCAAAGGCAUGUAAUUUACACAUUUGGGGUUUUACAUAUUUUCAUUUUUCUUUUUUACUUUUGGUCCGUAAGGGGUAUAGUUUUUGUGGUACAAGUUUAUUUCAUUUUCAUUAUUUAUUUAUUAUUUGAGAAAUAAAGUUUAUUGAGGGAUGGGCGGAAAGAGAAGUGAGACAUAAAGGAAUAAAUGCAGGGAUAGUGUUUGUACUUUUUUUUCUUCAUUCUUAUUUUGUUCAUGGUUGUAAAUGUGAGAAAAUGGUUACUACAUUUAUAAUUUU
This is a messenger RNA of Nicotiana tabacum (common tobacco), 2551 nucleotides long. Its product is annotated as trihelix transcription factor DF1. NCBI's taxonomy places the organism in Eukaryota, Viridiplantae, Streptophyta, Magnoliopsida, Solanales, Solanaceae. The record is from RefSeq and is a predicted model, not a curated record.